Erpetoichthys calabaricus (reedfish) is the source of this 2433-nucleotide messenger RNA. It is a transcript of the gene syk, whose product is annotated as spleen tyrosine kinase. The record is from RefSeq and is a predicted model, not a curated record. Lineage: Eukaryota; Metazoa; Chordata; Cladistia; Polypteriformes; Polypteridae. Gene Ontology annotation, cellular component: extrinsic component of cytoplasmic side of plasma membrane; cytoplasm. Gene Ontology annotation, biological process: protein phosphorylation; positive regulation of mast cell degranulation; cell differentiation. The transcript is spliced from 14 exons. Gene Ontology annotation, molecular function: ATP binding; signaling receptor binding; non-membrane spanning protein tyrosine kinase activity. The coding region runs from base 304 to 2184 and encodes 626 amino acids.
AUUCUCAGCCUGCUACAUGAGUGUCUAACCAGCUCAGUAGCUGAAGCCUGAGCCCUCAGCAGUGGUCCCUUUCACUCCUUCUUGGGAAUUGAACUCUUUUUUAACUGAACAUCAAAGCCACAAUUCAAAUAAAAACAGUACUUUUGAAAUGUGCAAAUAAGAGAAAAAUUGCAACAUGUUAGGAAAAUGAUAAGCUAUAGCCCAAAGUGCGGAAGAAAAUAAGAGUUUUGCAGCUCCAUUAAAGGAUUCCCAGUGACUGCACUGUAAGAGAACACAGGUUUACGUUAGGAAAGCAGAACAAAAAUGGCUGACAAAGUGAAUGAACUAAAGUAUUUCUAUGGGAAUAUCACCCGCGAAGAUGCAGAAGAUUACCUCCGGAAGAGUGGGAUGACCGAUGGGCUCUAUUUGCUUCGACAGAGCCGAAACUAUCUUGGAGGCUUUGCAUUAUCGGUCGCCUAUAACAGGGAAGUUUAUCAUUACACAAUAGAGCGGGAAAUGAAUGGCACCUUCAUCAUAGCUGGAGGAAAAUCCCAUGACAGCCCUGUGGAAGUCUGUGAGUAUCACUCCCAGGAAUCAGAUGGACUUGUCUGCUUACUCAGAAAGCCUUGUAACAGACCCAAAGGAGUAGAGCCAAAGACAGGACCCUUUGAGGAUCUGAAGGAGCACAUGAUACGUGAAUACGUAAAACAGACCUGGAGGCUGCACGGUGACGCCCUUGAACAUGCCAUUAUCAGUCAGAAGCCUCAGCUGGAGAAGUUAAUUGCCACCACAGCACAUGAGAAGAUGCCUUGGUUUCAUGGUGAUAUCUCCAGAGAUGAAUCAGAGUCCCGGCUUCUCCAAGGACAGAGGAUCAAUGGCAAAUUCCUACUGCGGCAGAGGGACUCCAAUGGAUCUUUUGCACUUGGUCUAAUACAUGAAGGAAAGGUCUUGCACUAUCGGAUUGACAAGGACAAAACUGGCAAGCUCUCUAUUCCAGAUGGGAAGAAGUUUGACACACUUUGGCAGCUGGUGGAGCACUAUUCAUACAAGCCUGAUGGACUGCUAAGAGUUUUGACUGAGGCUUGUCCUCGGCCUGACCUGGAAAUGGGUUCCUUCGAUAUUGUGAGGCCCCCAGUUCCUUCACAUCACCCAAGGAGUGGAGCGACAGGUGGAAUAAUCUCCAGAUUCAAAUCCUUCACCUUUCCAAAGCCUGGCAUCAAAAAGACACAGGCGGAUAUUGGUAGUCGUUCAAGAAGUACUGCAAAACUGAAUCCAUAUGAAAGGCCAGAAAAGACACGAAACAAAAAUGUCUCCCCAGAGGCCAUGCCCAUGGAAACUGAAGUUUAUGAAAGCCCAUAUGCUGACCCGGAGGAAAUGAAGCCAAAGACGGUGCAUUUGGACAGAGAGCAACUUAUUCUGGAAAAGGGUGAACUUGGCUCAGGCAACUUUGGUACUGUGAGGAAAGGAAUCUACUGCAUGACCAAAUCUAAAAAACCUGUAGCUGUGAAAAUACUGAAAAAUGAAGACAACGACCCUGCUGUGAAAGAAGAGAUGUUAAGAGAAGCUAAUGUCAUGCAGCAGCUGGAUAAUCCAUAUAUUGUACGAAUGAUUGGAAUCUGUGAGGCAGAGAACUUGAUGCUGGUUAUGGAGCUUGCUGAAUUAGGACCCCUCCACAAAUUCUUACAAAAAAACAUGCAAAUUACAACCAAAAAUAUCACAGAACUGGUGCAUCAGGUGUCAUUAGGUAUGAAAUACUUAGAAGAAAACAACUUUGUCCAUAGAGAUCUGGCAGCCCGAAAUGUCCUGCUUGUUACCCAACAUUACGCAAAAAUCAGUGACUUUGGGCUUUCAAAAGCCUUAACUGUUGAAGAGAACUACUAUAAAGCCAAGGGCCAUGGGAAAUGGCCAGUGAAGUGGUACGCUCCAGAAUGUCUAAACUACUUCCGGUUUUCUAGUAAGAGUGAUGUGUGGAGCUUUGGCGUCCUCAUGUGGGAAGCAUUUUCAUUUGGACAGAAGCCUUACAAAGGAAUGAAAGGAAAUGAAGUCAUACAAAUGAUUGAGCGUGGAGAGCGAAUGGAAGCACCACAUGCCUGCCCACCAGAAAUGUAUGAAUUAAUGCGACUCUGCUGGACCUACAACAGUGAACAAAGGCCUGGAUUUACUCCGGUUGAGCUCAAAUUGAGGGGAUUCUACUACGACAUCUGAGACGGAACUCGCUAUGUGGAGUCGGUGCGCCCACCAUGCUAUCUCAUAUAAAAAAAAAGGGAAAAGAGAGAGAAGAGAGAGCAGCUUCAACAGUUUCCUAGAACUUGAAUCCACUUGUGCUUCUGAUUUAAUGUCAUGUAUCCAAGCUUAUCUGCCGGCUUGUGUGUCACUGUGUCCUCUUGAAUAAGUAAAUAAAUGAAGAAUGUCCUCUGGAAGAUCCUUGUAAAUAAAGCCAAUAUUUUAAUUUGA